Ostertagia ostertagi is the source of this 264-nucleotide messenger RNA. Lineage: Eukaryota; Metazoa; Nematoda; Chromadorea; Rhabditida; Trichostrongylidae. The record is from the annotation of a GenBank genome assembly.
AUGAUUGUUGAGAACGUUGUUGGAGAACAGAUUGUGAAGCCUACGGAUACUUUGUUACCUUACCAUGCCCGACCAGAGUGGGCACAGAGAGUUAAAAAGGAAAGCGCUCAACUCAUAAAACAUUUCCACUUGGACCAACUGGAGCAGAUAUCGCAUAGCUCAGGUCGGAAGAGAGCAGGUGAUGGCACAUCGCAAGGCGGACGAGCGAAGGUGACGAAGCCUGAUGCAUCCCAAGUUGAUGCUCGUGAAUUGGCUGAAAAAGGG